AUGAGCUCGUUUUACUUUCCAGACGGCGACUUGGUCAUCAAGGCCAGCGACAACAUUCUCCUCCGCGUCCACAAGGCGAAAAUGGCCACCGCCAGCGCCGUAUUUGCCGACAUGUUCUCGUUUCCAACACCGGAAAAGGAGAAAAGUGACGAUACAACACACGUAGACGCGUCGGUAGAGCUCACAGAGAGCUCGUCAACGCUCGACGACCUCCUCACGUUCAUUUACGACGACAAGUCCACCUCGUCUGUACUAUUGGACAAGACCACGAGAUUCACGUCGCCAAUGGAAGACUACGAGCGCUAUUCGUCCCUCUUCGAAGCCGCCUGCAAGUAUGAAGUCGUCCGGGCCCAGGGUGCGGCCGUCGAUGCUCUCCAAUCCUUGCUUCCUCACCGUGCUUUGCGCGCGCAGAUUGAAGACUUGGCAACCCGGCUGGACCAUCCUGGUUUGGCUGCACAAGCCAAGCACUAUGAGAGCAUCAAGUUGAACAAGCAACUCAGAGCUGCUGCUGCCUGGCGCACUUCAUCCCGCAAGUACAUGUGGCAAUUCUGGGCUCUCUGUUGGGUCCUCGCGGUUGUAUCGAUCAUCAAGCUCGCAGUUUCGCUUCACAUUCACAUUUCGCUUCAUCAUUUCAUUUUCCCCGCUUGCGAAACAGGAGUGGCUUGUCCUCACCAGAUUAAUGUAGAAUUCAAGCUCUCUGUGUUUACUGCAUUCGUUUCUUUGUUCCUCGCACCAGUGUAUUGUUGUUUCCUUGUAGCUUCGCAGCCGGUGGAUCGUUCCAUACUGCGUUUCCUCAUUGUAGUCACUUGGUUCCUUUGGGUCGUCGAUUGUAUCUACAGCACCCUUCACCUUCGCGCAUCUCAUGGAAACUGCGAUAGAGUUUCCCCAAACAAUCCAGAAUUCUUUGCCGACUGUCUUCUUCGGAUGGCUUCGAUGACUUCUGUCGGCUUGUCGUACUUUUGUCUGUUGCUCGCAACCCCCCAGGUCAUUUCACCUCCCUCGUCAAACGGCACCCCUACACACGCUCCCAGAGCUCAAGCCGCAUUCCCUCUAGUCGCACUGGAUCCUCCGGCGCGAUGA
Messenger RNA from Serendipita indica DSM 11827, 1080 nucleotides. Lineage: Eukaryota; Fungi; Basidiomycota; Agaricomycetes; Sebacinales; Serendipitaceae. The record is from the annotation of a GenBank genome assembly.